This is a messenger RNA of Tachyglossus aculeatus (Australian echidna), 2968 nucleotides long. It is a transcript of the gene AREL1, whose product is annotated as apoptosis resistant E3 ubiquitin protein ligase 1. The transcript is spliced from 20 exons. The coding region runs from base 410 to 2881 and encodes 823 amino acids. Gene Ontology annotation, molecular function: ubiquitin-protein transferase activity. NCBI's taxonomy places the organism in Eukaryota, Metazoa, Chordata, Mammalia, Monotremata, Tachyglossidae. Gene Ontology annotation, biological process: positive regulation of protein catabolic process; negative regulation of apoptotic process; protein polyubiquitination. The record is from RefSeq and is a predicted model, not a curated record.
CAACGAGAAAGACCACCUCCCUGUCGUCGGAGCUGAAAAACAGAAGGGUCGCAGGCUUAGCGUAACUGAGGACAGACGACUGGGGGUUCGGAAGAUAUGCAUCCGUCAAGAAUGGGCCGAGCCUUUGCGUAGAGGCGCGCCCGGGCCCCGUCGUUUCCCACCGGACGUGGAAAUCGGAGGAAGCUCCGGGGAUCGGGAUGCGGCUCGCCGGGAUGUUCCCUCGGUGAGGCGGCGAUCGGCGCGUCCCCGAUUCUCUCCCUCCCCACCUGGCUUUUGAGGCGGGAGAACGGCUGAAGGAAGGCAAGAGAAAACCGGGUUGAUGCAGAGGAGUGCUCGGCUGGGAUCUCAGAACAUGGGCCCUCGUUUAAAGCUCUGAUCCUCGGCUCUCCGUCUUCACUGCAGGGACCUGAUGUUUUACGUUAUUGGUGGCAUCACAGUGUCUGCGGUCGCCUUCUUCUUCACGAUUAAGUUCCUCUUCGAACUCGCCGCGCGCGUAGUCAGCUUCCUCCAGAAUGACGACCGGGAGCGCCAGGGGGACCGGACCAUUUAUGACUACGUGCGGGGCAAUUACCUGGACCCCCGGUCCUGCCAAGUCUCCUGGGAUUGGAAGGAGCCCUUUGAGGUGGGCCGCAGCAUGGCCUUCAAAGUGCAUUUGUUCUAUAAGAACGGUCAGCCCUUCCCCGCCCAGCGGCCCGUGGGGCUCCGUGUGCACAUCUCGCACGUGGAACUAGCCGUGGAUAUUCCAGUCACCCAGGAAGUGCUCCAGGAGCCCGGCUCCAACGUGAUCAAGGUGGCCUUCACCGUGCGCAGAGCCGGGCGCUACGAAAUCUCCGUGAAACUUGGUGGAUUAAACGUGGCCUACAGCCCCUACCACAAAGUCUUUCAGCCAGGGAUGGUGGUUCCUUCCAAGACGAAAAUCGUGUGCCACUUCUCGACCCUCGUGCUGACCAUCGGGCAGCAGCACACUCUGCAGGUCGUCCCCCGGGACGAGUACGACAAUCCCACCAGCAACUCCGUGUCCCUCAUAGACGAGCACAAUUACAGCUUAACGAUCCACGAGCUCGGUCCCCAGGAAGAGGAAAGCCCCGGAGCCUGGUUUGAGACGUCGGUGACGUCCAACCGGCAGACGUGCCAGGUGUUCGUGCGGCUCACUGUGCACCGCCAGGGCUGCUUCCAGGCCUGCAUCUGCUACCGCAACCAGCCCAUCAGCAACGGCAAGUUCGACAUCAUCGUCCUAAGCGAGAACGAGAAGAGCAUCGUGGAACGCAACGUGUCCACCUCGGGCGUCAGCAUCUACUUCGAGGCUUAUCUCUAUAAUGCCACCAACUGUGCCAGCACCCAGUGGCACCUGCCCCCUAUGCACAUGAGCUCUUCGCAGCGCCGCCCUUCCACCGCCACGGAGGAGGAGGAGGAGGACUCUCCCUCGGACAGCCAGACCCCGGAGAAAGUCAAGAAACCCAAAAAAGUGUAUUGCUACGUAUCUCCCAAGCAAUUCUCCGUGAAGGAAUUCUACCUGAAGAUCAUCCCUUGGCGUCUCUACACCUUCCGAGUGUGUCCGGGGACGAAGUUUUCCUACCACGGACCCGACCCUGUGCAUAAGCUGCUGACAUUGGUGGUCGACGAUGGGAUUCAACCCCCGGUGGAGCUCAGCUGCAAGGAAAGGAAUAUCUUAGCAGCCACUUUCAUUCGCUCCCUCCAUAAAAACAUAGGAGGCUCCGAGACCUUCCAGGACAAGGUGAACUUCUUCCAUCGCGAGCUACGGCAGGUCCACAUGAAGAGACCUCACUCCAAGGUCACGCUGAAGGUCAGCCGAUACUCCCUGUUGGACUCGUCUCUGAAAGCCACUCGGAAUUUCUCCAUCUCCGACUGGAGCAAAAACUUUGAAGUGAUUUUCCAAGACGAGGAAGCUCUCGACUGGGGAGGGCCUCGCCGGGAGUGGUUCGAGCUAAUCUGCAAAGCCCUGUUUGACACCACCAAUCAGCUCUUCACCCGCUUCAGUGAUAACAACCAGGCUUUGGUGCAUCCCAACCCCAACCGCCCUUCCCACCUCCGGCUGAAGGUCUACGAGUUUGCGGGCCGGCUCGUGGGCAAGUGCCUCUAUGAGUCGUCCCUGGGAGGUGCUUACAAGCAGCUGGUGCGGGCCCGCUUCACCCGUUCCUUCCUGGCCCAAAUGAUAGGCCUGCGAAUGCACUAUAAGUAUUUUGAGACCGACGACCCCGAAUUCUAUAAAUCCAAAGUCUGCUUCAUCCUGAACAACGACAUGAGCGAGAUCGAGCUGGUUUUCGCGGAGGAAAAAUACAACAGAUCAGGCCAGCUGGAUAAGGUUAUAGAGCUCAUGGCCGGUGGGGCGCAGACCCCCGUCACCAACGAGAACAAGAUCUUUUAUCUAAAUCUGCUUGCCCAGUACCGGCUGGCCAGCCAGGUGAAAGAGGAAGUGGAACACUUCUUGAAAGGCCUCAAUGAGUUGAUCCCCGAAAACCUCUUGGCUAUUUUCGACGAGAAUGAGCUGGAGCUACUGAUGUGCGGUACGGGAGACAUCAGCGUCUCGGACUUCAAGACGCACGCAGUGGUGGUGGGAGGCUCCUGGCAUUUCCGCGAGAAGGUGAUGCGGUGGUUCUGGACGGUGGUCUCCAGUUUCACCCAAGAGGAGCUGGCCCGGCUGCUGCAGUUCACCACCGGCUCGUCGCAGCUGCCCCCCGGGGGCUUCGCCGCCCUCUGCCCUUCGUUCCAGAUCAUCGCGGCCCCCACCCACAGCACGCUGCCCACGGCACACACCUGUUUUAACCAGCUGUGCCUCCCUACGUACGACUCGUACGAAGAGGUUCACAAGAUGCUGCAGCUGGCCAUCAGCGAGGGCUGCGAGGGCUUCGGCAUGCUCUGACACCCCCUCCUCUCCGUCCUCCCGCUGCCCAGUCCCACCCCUCUCCCCCUCCCCCUCGCCCACGGCUGCCCCUGAGGGGUAGUAUGC